Talaromyces stipitatus ATCC 10500 is the source of this 1080-nucleotide messenger RNA. RefSeq lists its product as uncharacterized. The record is from RefSeq and is a predicted model, not a curated record. The coding region runs from base 1 to 1080 and encodes 359 amino acids. The transcript has 2 exons. NCBI's taxonomy places the organism in Eukaryota, Fungi, Ascomycota, Eurotiomycetes, Eurotiales, Trichocomaceae.
AUGCCUACAGCUCUGCUUCCCGCCUCUGCGGCAGCAUUUGCCCCCCGUGGUAAUCCGAAUGUUGUGUUGGGUCGCAAGGUUGAACAAUGGCUCACCCUCACCCUGAAAAGGGUCAACCGCGUCAAGAGACCACUCAACAAUCCAACGCAACACACACGAUGCCUGACAGAAACUCUCUCCUCGCCAAAUGCUAUCUGGACUCUCUGCUCGCUCAUGUUCCCCAAGGCCCCGGACUCGGAACUUCGCAAGGAUGAGAACCCGUUGGUCGAGGCCAUAUUCAAUUAUCAAAUGAUCCAUAUCGAGGCUUAUGUGGUACAUGUUGACAUGGUGUCGCAGAACGAGGUUGCUUUCAAGCUGACUCCGGAAACUAUUGAAUCUCUGGUCGACUUCCAUAAGGACAUCUUCUCCGUCGACACAGCUGCGAGUACCUGGGACUGGCCCGACAAGGAAACUCAACUCAAGAAACUGCAGGAAGAGUUCGUGCAGUCCGCCAACAAGUUCAUCUACCGCACCAAGGUCCAGGCUCUGGAAGGAAUGGAAGAGGAUGGCGCCGGCGAGCUGCUGGGCGGCCGAAGCGAAGAUGCGAAGACUGCCAUCCUCAAUCUUUUCGUCCCUUUACUUCCCCCUCCUCCUCCUCGGGUCGUUGAUGUGGUGAGACCACCUCUUCUACCCAGUUCUACUAUUGCGGAGGAUUGGUGGUCAAGUCCCGUCGAGCAACCCGUCAUGCCGGUAGAAGCUUGGAAAGUGAUACCCUCCAGUCCUAGUCCCGUGUCCUCUUGCGACGCCGCUCCGAACAUGUGGACCACUAUGUCCAUGUCAAUGGCCGAAGCUCAGUUACCGUCUCCGGCACCGUCAUUCAGCCAGCCGUACACCACAGCUCCGUACGACGCAGCUCAAUACUAUAGUGCUCCCGUCACCAUGGCUGCUCUUGCCGCGCUACCACUUCCUAGCAUGUUGAUUCAACCAUGCAGCACGGCAGCAUCAAUGGGUGGAUUCGGCGGUUACAACGAACGUUACCAAGAAUUCCCGGCCUUGUCCUACGGCACAACCAUAAGGCAUAAUGAAGGCGUUAGCGUUUGA